AGAAGGGUUGCAAAACCAAAGUCAUAAACAAAACAAGCAAUAUCUUUCGUCAGUCAAUAUUGCGUACUCUUCAUAGCCAAAAUCAACAACGAAUCGACACCCACUAUGCAAGAGCCAGAGAGCAACGAUCCACCCACAGCAGUCAUUCUUCGACAGGCAACGAACCCAGCAGAUAUUGCUGCCUCCAGGAAAUGCUUUGAGGCAUACACGAAAUGGCUAGAUGAAGAUAUCUCGUUCCAGAACUACGCCGAGGAGCUCAGCGGGCUUCCGGGAAAAUACUCACCUCCAUCCGGCGCACUACUUCUUGCCAUAGACUCGAUGAACGGGAACAUUCUUGGCUGCAUCGCGAUGCGACCUAUCCGUCUCGACUCACGAUAUCUCCUGAACCGCCAAUCAGAUGCUCGAUACUGCGAAAUAAAACGACUGUUCGUUUAUCCGGAGGCGAGAGGCAAGCGAGUGUCUAGACUUUUGGUCCGUGAGGUACUGCGGCGCGCGGAGGAGCAAGGGUACGACGAGGCUGUGCUCGACACAAUGACCAAGAUGCAAGCAGCAAUCAAAUUGUAUGCCUCAGAGGGGUUUGAAGAAACAUCACCUUACUACUAUAGCCCCCUCAAUGGAGCCUUGUACAUGUCUAAGAGGUUGUCUAAGCUCUGAACGAGGAAGACGCAUACCCGAUAGGUUCUCCGAGGGAGAUGCAGCAUAUAUCUAGACUCAUAGAUCCCAUUGGAGCUCUUUAUCAGCCAAAAGACCCGUUCCUUCGC
Messenger RNA from Colletotrichum godetiae, 761 nucleotides. Its product is annotated as acyl-CoA N-acyltransferase. The transcript has a single exon. The record is from RefSeq and is a predicted model, not a curated record. Bases 106 to 654 code for a protein of 182 amino acids. Lineage: Eukaryota; Fungi; Ascomycota; Sordariomycetes; Glomerellales; Glomerellaceae. Gene Ontology annotation, molecular function: acyltransferase activity, transferring groups other than amino-acyl groups.